AUGUCGCGCGCGCCUCGUAUCGUAUCGGUGCUGCUCCUGCUGCUGCUGCUUGGCCCCCUCCCCAUCUCCUGCGUCCACGUAGAGACCGCCGACGGUCCCGUGACGGCGACGGUGCACCGGCAGGACGACGGCACCGCGUGGCGCUCCUUCAAGCAGCUGCUGGACGCGCGGCGAGGCAGCCACGUCGCGGGCCUCGGCGAGCUCAAGCGCUACCUGGCGAGGUUCGGCUACAUGCCCGGGGCGGCGGCGCGCGAGCCGACGGACGCGUUUGACGCGCACAUGGAGGCCGCCGUGCGGCGGUACCAGUCCAAGCUUAGCCUGCCGGUCACGGGGCAGCUCGAUUCCACCACGCUGGAUCGGAUCAUGGCCCCGCGCUGCGGCGUCGGCGACGACGACGGCCACGGCGUGCCGGUAUCCCUCUCGGGAUCGACGGCGGCGAGCCGGGACGGCGCGGUCAGCCGGUUCACGUUGUUCAAGGGCGAGCCGCGGUGGACGCAGCCGGACCCGCUCGUGCUCACGUACGCCAUCUCGCCGACUGCCACCGUCGACUACCUGCCUGCCGAGACCGUGCGCGCGGUGUUCCGGCGCGCGUUCGCGCGGUGGGCGCGGGUCAUCCCCGUGGGCUUCGUCGAGGCCGACGACUACGAGGGGGCCGACAUCAGGGUGGGCUUCUACGUGGGCAGCCACGGCGACGGGAUCCCCUUCGACGGGCCGCUCGGCGUACUCGGCCACGCCUUCUCCCCAAAGAACGGGCGCCUCCACCUCGACGCUGCAGAACGGUGGGCGGUUGACAUGGACACCGAAACGGUGCACUCGGCUGUCGACUUGGAGUCCGUGGCCACGCACGAGAUUGGGCACGUCCUCGGGCUGGGGCACUCGUCGUCACCCAAGGCCGUCAUGUACCCGAGCCUCAGCCCGCGGCAAAAGAAGGCGGAGCUCACCGUCGACGACAUCGAGGGCGUCCAGUGGCUGUAUGGGCCAAACCCGGGAUUCAGUCUCAGCUCGCUCUACCAGCAGGACUCCUCCAUGGCGUCGGGGAGGAGCAGUUGGUUUCCUGCCUCGGCUAGUUUAGUUUGUGCAGUCUUGGUCAUGCUAGUGACGCAGUUGUAG
Molecule: messenger RNA, 1110 nt
Organism: Miscanthus lutarioriparius
Lineage: Eukaryota; Viridiplantae; Streptophyta; Magnoliopsida; Poales; Poaceae
Source: the annotation of a GenBank genome assembly